CACUUUAUCCGAUUGAGCUCCGUCGUCACUAAAACUUUCGCCGACUUCACAAUCCAAAAAUGAGUAACAAAGCCUAGAAGACCAACAGAGCUGCAUUGAUUAAGGAACGCAGCGAGAAAUGAGCAGGAUUGCUGUCUCUGGGGGCAUGAAGGAAGGAGGUUUUGCCGUCUUUGAUGUCACACCACACAAGGUUGCCGUCUGCCACUUGAUCCAGCUCUUUGCUCCGCCUUCGCAGCAGACCGUCCCCUUCCCUUUCGAGUCCAUUUGCCAGCACAAUCGCCUCGGCCUCUUCAUUUUCUCUCUCACCAGGGCAUGCAAUGAUUUUGUGGAGCCUACUUUGGUGGAUUUGAUAAAUCAGUUGAAGUCGAUUGGGGAUUCAGCUAAAUUUUGGUUAUGUGAGCAUUUGAUGAACAGUCUGUUGGAGCUAUCUUCGCCGGAUGAUUUGUUUAAUUUUUUCGAGAAACUGAGAGCUGUUAUUGCUGCUCCCGAGGGCGUUCAUCUGGAAGAUGACCAAGUAUUUUUGGAUCCUAACAGCCAUUUGGGAAUGUUCUUGCGUUGUUGCAUACUUUCUUUCAAUUUGUUGACAUUCGAGGGUGUCUGUCAUCUUUUGACCAAUGUAUCCACAUAUUGCAGCUCAGGUGAUCCUAAUUAUGAGCUACAGAAAGAUCUUGAUGAAUCAGAGUUUGACGAGUCACUGGAUGGUGCUGAACUAUACAAUGAAAUUGACGUUUUUCAAAAGUGCAGGCAUAGUUUUCGAGACAUUUCCACCGGAGAAGGCUCAAAAUCACAUAUUCGCUCACCUAGAUUGAUUUCUCACCCCAGAAAUGAUACCCAACUUCCGGCUGAUUCUUGGCACAAAGGCCUGGACGGUGAUGCUGAGAGCUGUGAAAUUCUUUCUUCCUUGACCAACAGCUUGGAAAGUGAUGUUCCGCAAGGUUUCAUGCGCACAAGGUGGCAAGUGGAAGGAUAUCUUAACAUGCAAGCUGAUUUACUCGAGAAGGAUGCAGGCUCUUUUCCUAUGAACUCAUUCGGGGCUAUUCUAAAACAACUACAUAAGCUAUCCCCAGAUCUGCAUCGAGUUGAGUAUUUACAAUAUUUGAACAGUCUUUUCCAUAACGAUUAUUUAACUGCUUUGGAAAAUCUGCACAGUUACUUUGAUUACAGUGCUGGGAAUGAAGGUAUUUUUAAUCGUUCAUCUGCUUCACCGCCUGAAAUUUAUGUUGGACGGUAUCAGACUGCACUAUUGUGCUUGGGCACCAUGCACUGUUAUUUUGGACAUCCAACGAAGGCCUUGGAGGCUUUAACUGAAGCUGUGAGAUUUUCUCAGUUAAGCAAUGAUGAUGCCUGUCUAGCUUAUACAUUAGCAGCCAUUUGUAAUCUGUUGUCAGAUGUAGGCAUUUCAAAUACAGCAGGACUUUUGGGUUCUCAGGAUUUGAGUUUGGGUGCACCUCUGACCACGCAGCAACAAUUACUUGUCCUUCUAAGCAGGUCUAUGAAAAGAGCUGAUAGUCUAAAACUAGUGAGUCUUAUGGCCUUUAAUCGCCUUUCUUUAUCAAAGUUUGAGCUCAAGAAUGUUAGAAGAUCAUUGCUAUGUUUUGGUCCUAAGAGUUCCACAACGCUUAGAACAUGCCCUGUUACUGUUUGCAAAGAAUUAAGAUUGUGUUCCCAUGUUAUGAGCGAAUAUGGAUCUGAUGGGCUACUUCAGCCAAAUGAUGAUGGAGCUUUCAGCACCUCGUGGAUCCAAAAUCUUUCAGCUGCUAGCAGUCCCUCAUUUAGGAAUAUAAGAAAAUUGAGGAGUUCAUCGGUCAAUGAUUUUGAUUUAUUUCACUUUGAUGCACAACCAAAUCCAAUUCCAGGGUCUGUUCUGCAAUUGGCUGGUUCAUCAUAUUUGCUUAGAGCUGCUUCAUGGGAGCUAUAUGGAAGCGCUCCACUUGUCCGACUAAAUGCAUUGGUUUAUGCAACGUGCUUUGCUAAUGGUGCAAGCUCAACAGAUUUAUCUUUAGCUCAUGUAAAGCUGAUCCAACAUUUGGCGAAUUUCAAAGGAUAUAAGGAAGCUUUCAAAGCUCUGAAGCUUGCUGAAAAGAAGUUCUCACGGGUGACAAAAUCACGCAUUCAGCUUCUCAAGCUUCAGUUACUCCAUGAGCGUGCUUUACAUAGAGGGCAGUUGAAAAUUGCACAACGGAUGUGUGAUGAAAUUGGGGUGCUGGCCUCCUCCACAAGUGGAGUGGACAUGGAUCUUAAAACCGAGGCGAACUUGCGGCUUUCUCGUACUUUGCUUGCAGCUAACCAGUAUAGUAAGGCAGCAGCUGUGGCACAUUCGCUAUUCUGCAUGUGCUAUAAAUUUAACAUGCAAGUUGAGAAUGCCAAUAUUCUUCUAUUACUAGCUGAGAUACACAAGAAAUCGGGCAACUCAGUUCUCGCUCUUCAAUAUGUAUUAGCGAGUUUAUCAUUUUGUCAAGCCUUUAAUAUGGAUCUACUCGAAGCAUCUUCUACAUUGACCCUUGUGGAGUUAUGGUUGUCUUUGGGAUCGAACCAUGCGAAGAGAGGUUUGAGCCUUUUGCAUAGAGUGCUUCCUAUGAUUCUUGGCCAUGGAGGGUUACAGCUUCGUGCAAAGGCAAAUAUAAUUCUAGCCAAGUGCUACUUAUCAGAUCCAACUUUCUUACUUUACACAGAUUCUGAUGUUGUGCUGGAUCCCUUAAAACAAGCUGCUGAGGAGCUUGAGAUUCUGGAGUAUCAUGAAAUGGUUGCAGAGGCAUUUUAUUUGAUUGCUAUGAUCUACAACCAUCUUGGACAAUUUGAAGCAAGGGAGGAAGCCGCAAGCUCGUUUAGAAAACAUAUCACUGCUCUUGAGAACCCCCAAAUUGAGGAAGAUCCAUUUAUCUAUGAAGUCUAACAAAAAGGCAACUAAUCUAUCUUAUUGUGGUUUUAGCAGCUUUCUAGAAAAUGUGGAUAUCUGAAGAUCGUUUCCUCUUCACCUGGGAAGGAAGUGAUGAUUGAAAGAAGAUGGCAGCAAAUGGUUCCUCUGGAUAUCCU
Molecule: messenger RNA, 3033 nt
Organism: Phalaenopsis equestris
Lineage: Eukaryota; Viridiplantae; Streptophyta; Magnoliopsida; Asparagales; Orchidaceae
Product: anaphase-promoting complex subunit 5
Biological process (GO): anaphase-promoting complex-dependent catabolic process; protein K11-linked ubiquitination; positive regulation of mitotic metaphase/anaphase transition
Cellular component (GO): anaphase-promoting complex
Molecular function (GO): protein binding
Source: RefSeq, a predicted model, not a curated record